GACAAGGGGGGCCGCGCGCACUGCACGCCGGGCCACCCGCAAUCCAACAUGGCGCUCCCCAUACGGCGAGGUCUGGACGCCUUGGCGAGGCUGGCGACGGCGAGCGGUGUGCUGACAUCGCCGUGGAGAUGCCUACACGUGGGUGCUGUGCUGUCAAGGCGAAGGAACUGGGAACCGCUGAAUCGCGUGGUCUACCCACCCCAGCAGCCCGGGGAGGAGAGGAGGCCGGCAGAGAUUUUUCAUUGCCACAGGCAGAUCAAAUACAGCAAAGACAAGAUGUGGUACCUGGCAACACUGAUUAAAGGUCUGUCUGUGGAUGAAGCCUUAGCUCAACUGGAAUUCAGUGACAAGAAAGGAGCUAAGGUCAUGAAGGAGGUUCUGCUGGAAGCCCAGGAGAUGGCAGUGAACCAUCACAACGUGGAGUUCAGAUCCAACCUCUAUGUGGCCGAGUCAUUCGUAGGCAAAGGCAUGUACCUGAAGCGGCUUCGCUACCACGGCCGGGGCAUGUUCGGCAUCAUGGACAAGGUGCGCUGCCACUACUUUGUGAAGCUUGUGGAGGGGCCGCCGCCCUCCGCCGCGGAGCUGCAGCGCGCGCGUUACCCCGUGGAGCAUGCUCGCUCGCCGCUCGCUCACCUGCGCUCGCCCAUAGAGCAGGCGCGCCUCUACGUAAAGGAGCUGCGCCAGCGCACCGUCCCGCACUCCCUGUGAUGUUGGAGGGGUUUAGAGCGCGCCUUCCCACACUCUGAUGUGCGAGUGGGAUUUAAAGAGCACCGUGUGUGCAAUCAACUCUGCUCCCCCCUGUAGUAGAAGUUGGAGUGCCCUUAUGUGCAGUAAAAUCUGACUAAUUGGGGGCAGAGCCUCCAACUUACUCCAAAGUCCAGCUUACUUGUGUCCAGCUUCGUGAGGGUUAACUGAAGUCCAAACGUGCAAAGCACAGGCACUCGCAUAAGUGCACCCAACAAAACCGGUAUGGAACAUGGUGGAUGGUGUGAUUUGCUGCAUUCUCAGAAGCCUGUGUUUCUUUAUUGCUAACGUUCAGACACCACAGCUGGUAGCAAUCGUGAAGGGCUGAAUCGAUCUACGACAGAACCUCGACAAAUUUCAAAUGCCAGUGGAAAAUGGUGUAUUUUAUCACAGCCCAAAAUCUGAUCAUGGGUUGUCUGAAAUGUUUUGUACAGUAUAUGAACAAAUCAAUAUGGGCACCGUGGUGGUGAGAUGUUAACUACCUCGCCUGGUAUACAAGAAGUCACGUGUUAAAUCCCGACCCUGACACCUGUAUAUUUGCAGUUUGCUUUGCUCUCCCCGGGUCACAUUGAUUUUUCUCCGGGCCCCCUCCGGUCUUUCCCUUCACAUUUAGAAAUGUGUAGAGUAUUUGGUUGCUAUAAUUUCCACAAACCACUUAAUUGGGCUGUCAUUUGUGGCCAAGUCACUUCUGAAAAAGAGUUAUAUAACUUAAUGGACCUUACCUGGAAAGAUAAACAUCGUUUAUAUGCCACGGCUCCCCUUAUGCGACACGCACGCGUGGUAUUGUUAAAUCUAUUUUAUUUGAUACAUUUUUGUACAGUUUGCACUCUGCAAUAAUUAUUAUUCAUCACAACAUUAAAAUCAGACUGCCUUUAAAUAACAAUUGCUGUUGAUUUUUUUGUGUACAAAAUCGAACACGCCACAUUGUCUUCAUGAGUAAUGAUAUAGUUUAUAGUCGUGCAGUUCAUUGCCACUGCUGGUUUGGCAGCAGAGGUCUCAACAAAUCAGUCAAGUGGCAUCACUUCACCUCUGCAAUGCUCUGGAUUCCCUUAUGGAAACACCUGCUCUGGUUUGAGACAUUCAGGCUGACCUGAAUGUCUCGAGUAACAGAACAGUGUUCCUCUGAUGGGAGGUCAGAAAAAAGUACAUUGGCUGCAUCAUGUAUCCAGCAUGCCAGCCACUGCAUGUCCUAGCAGUUCCUGUUAAUGUGGGUGCAGUUAUACUGAUGCGGCACAGGAUGAGCUUGCAGCUCAGUGAAUUUCCUGAAGGAAACUCACCAGCAGUGCUAAGAUUGUGAAAGAUGCCAGUGGGUGGCUAGUGGUAGCCACCUUCCAGAAACGAUGGCAAGCAGAAAGUAACACCAGCAAUAUGAUAAUGUAAUGUCACCACUGUUAAAUGGUGAAUGACAGCCAUGGUCCUUGUUUUGUGUACAGGCAUAUCUGUCAGUGCUGCCUUUUAUAAUGCUGUUUCGUUAUUACGUUACGACCUAGAGGAAAAUUAAUGUGAGGAUCAGCCCAUGUAUAUGGAAGUAGGUGUGGUGCUGCCCAUAGGGGCAUGUCUUUGGAACCAGCAUCGAGGUCUUGUAUUAAUUCUGCUCAGUUGAUUUGACACCUAUGCUAGAGUAUCGAUUCAUCGAGGGUGAAUUCAUAAAUUCAUUGACAAUCCAUGUAUCGAAUAAUUCCAUAGGUUAGUAUAACUUCCCACGGAACGUGUGAUUACGGCAAACAGUUAAUCUUACACGCAAGCUCCCACACAAUUUACUGAAAAGUGCAUAACUUAUUGCAUUUUUUAAUGUCAGUAUUAAAAUGUAUUUGAAUUAAUGAAAUUAUUUUAUAUAUUUAUCAUGUGCAAAGUAUCAUUAAGGUUAUUACCAAUACUCCAAUGAAGCCCUCGUAUCGCUCAUAGGUAAAAAAAAA
This is a messenger RNA of Petromyzon marinus (sea lamprey), 2660 nucleotides long. It is a transcript of the gene MRPL22, whose product is annotated as mitochondrial ribosomal protein L22. Lineage: Eukaryota; Metazoa; Chordata; Hyperoartia; Petromyzontiformes; Petromyzontidae. The record is from RefSeq and is a predicted model, not a curated record. Gene Ontology annotation, molecular function: structural constituent of ribosome. Gene Ontology annotation, biological process: translation. Gene Ontology annotation, cellular component: ribosome; mitochondrial large ribosomal subunit.